AUGUCACUCCUCUCCAUUUGCCUCUUUCUAACAACCGUCGUCGUUUCUGUACACAGCUUACCAUUUGCCGAACUCCCUGCGUUUAGAGAAGCACCAGCAUUUCGAAACGGCAGAGAAUGUCCCAAAACGACAUGGCCUGCAUCACUCAACAACCACCACGAUGCUUCCAUUAUUCACAUUGCAAUGACACUCGACGCUACCUACCUCCGCGGCUCCGUCGCAGGAGUCUUCUCCGUCCUCCAGCACGCCGCCUGUCCUGAAAACAUAGUCUUCCACUUCAUCGCCGCUCACCGCCGUGCCGACCUCCGCCGCACAAUCACCUCCACAUUUCCUUACCUGACCUUCCACCUCUACCACUUCAACACUGACCUAGUCAAGGGUAAAAUCUCCUCCUCCAUCCGCCGAGCUCUCGAUCAACCGUUGAAUUACGCGCGUAUUUACCUCGCCGAUCUUGUACCAUUCACCGUGCGGAGAAUCAUUUACUUCGAUUCUGAUUUAAUCGUGGUGGAUGACGUGGCAAAAUUAUGGAACAUUAAUUUAGGUGCACACGUACUCGGUGCACCGGAAUAUUGCCACGCGAAUUUUACGAAUUAUUUUAAUUCUCGAUUUUGGUCCAAUUCAGCAUAUGCGGCGUCGUUGAGAGGGAGGAGAGCGUGCUAUUUUAACACGGGGGUGAUGGUGAUAGAUUUGGGGAAAUGGAGAGAAGGGAAAUACACGGGAAAAUUAGAGUACUGGAUGAGAGUACAGAAGAAGUAUAGGAUUUACGAGUUGGGUUCGUUGCCUCCUUUUCUGCUUGUUUUUGCUGGCGAUGUGGAGGGUGUUGAGCAUAGAUGGAAUCAACAUGGGCUAGGUGGUGAUAAUCUAGAAGGGUUGUGUAGGAAUUUGCAUCCUGGUCCGGUUAGUUUGUUACAUUGGAGUGGGAAGGGCAAGCCUUGGCUUAGGUUGGACACUAAAAGACCGUGUCCGUUGGAUUCUUUGUGGGCCCCUUAUGAUCUUUAUCGCCAUUCAACAUUGUUUUGUGAUAGCUAG
Messenger RNA from Dovyalis caffra, 1029 nucleotides. NCBI's taxonomy places the organism in Eukaryota, Viridiplantae, Streptophyta, Magnoliopsida, Malpighiales, Salicaceae. The record is from the annotation of a GenBank genome assembly.